AUGAUAAGACCUGGCCUGAUUUUCAGCAAAUUAAAGCCGGCACUUCGCAAUCUGGCGACUCUGGUCUGUUUGUGGUUUUCCAUUUUGGCCACAUUACUUACAGUGCUCCUCCUCCACCUGCCCAACGCUUCAUGCUCUUCCGUAUCCGGCCCACGGUAUUGUCUCCCUCAAUAUGAACUAAGGUUUCUAGAAGUGCCUGAGCGCAAUCAGGACAUAUUUUUAGGCGCCAAAGACCUUUUGACCCUACUAUCAUACGUCGCGGUAGACUUAAACAUGAAGGUUGAACCUGCCGCUUCUGCGGAUUAUGAUGACGUGAAUCUUGUGAACACUUUUAGCCCUUCUAAUGUGUUCAAGAUAAAUCAUCUAGGAUUCUGCAAAGACCAAACUUCGGUCACAAAGCUUCCUAAAUAUUGCAGUGUGAACCUCAAUGGACUUGAACCUAUUUCCAUGAUUGUGAGAGACGUGGGUGUUCAAUUUGGCAUAACUUCGGCGAGGAACCCGCGUAUUAUGGGAGAAUCAUUCGUUUACGCCUACAGGUUGGGCCUCAAUGCGUUGACGAAGGCCCGGGGUGAGCAAAACAUUUUUUUGAAGUACCUUCAGCCCGAAUCGACCCCUGGCGAACCUAGUGUGGCUACGCGCGACUAUAACCAGUGGCAGGGAGUUGCUGGGGGUUUGCUGCUGCUGCAGAAUUGUUGCUGGUCCAUCAGUUGGCUGGCUCUCAUAGAAUUUUCUAUCUGUGUUUUAGUCAUCGUAUCAACCCUUUUGACAGCUCCUAAGGUGCUGAGUGGUCGGAAUUAUAAGAACUGGACUACGGUCAAUACAAUUGGCCAUUUUGCCUUGAGAGUACUACCCAUCGUUGCGAUCAUCGUCAAUUUCUUGGGUGUAUUUAUCUCCGCCGUAAUCUACGUAUCUCUAGCGAGUGCUUCAGCAAAUUACGGAAUGUUGCACAGAGUUUUCGAUUUACAAGCGGGAAGUGGUUUCUACGUCGGGGUUGUCAGGUUACUACUUGAAUGUGUUCUGUUGUGGCAAGCUUUGACCUUCCAAAGGAUUUCUUUCAAGACAAAACAAAACUCAGCUUUAGUACCUUCGUCUAUCGAUAAUUUGCAAAAGAAGUACGAUACAGAUUCUAUCCUCUCUUCAGGUGCGACAGUGUGA
Lachancea dasiensis is the source of this 1155-nucleotide messenger RNA. The record is from the annotation of a GenBank genome assembly. NCBI's taxonomy places the organism in Eukaryota, Fungi, Ascomycota, Saccharomycetes, Saccharomycetales, Saccharomycetaceae.